AUGACCUCAUUCUAUCAAGGAAGCCUUCAGGCGGGCAUUGCUACUGCCGUUAGCGAAGCCAAGGCCGUCACUUGCUUCGUCCGAGACGACGAGGAGUUGAGUUCUACAUGGGAAGAUGCUUAUUUUGGGGACAAUGAGGUUGCGCAAGCACUCAAUGCUAAAGCCGUUGUGCUGCGCUUGACAGCAGGGUCUCAAGAAGCCGGGUUUCUGGCUUCCUUCUGCCCAAUCUCGAAGUUUCCUACUGUUGUUCUAAUCAAAAAUGGCGCUCUAAAGGAGUACAUCGGGCCAGAUAUAUCAAAAGAGGACUUUCGCAGUCGAUUGAUCACAGCUUUGGACAAUGAAACAUUACCGACACCCACGUCUGAGUCGGUAGACAAUGGCGUACCUCAGACCUCAGCCGCUGCUACUGCGCCUUUGCAACCUACACAGUCUUCGCCCAAGGUAGAAACAAAGGCCAAUAAAGUUGCGCAAUCUGCCCAGAAACCAAGCCAAGCUCCAACCAAGAACCAGAAGCAGCCUGCAAAGAUUCCGAUCAAAGAUAGUAAACCUCCGGGCUCAGCAGGCUCCGCAUCACAGAAUGGGCCCAAAGAAGCCAAAAUCGACAAGGGCAAAGCACCCAUGGGUACCAAAAAAACCGCACCCAAAAACACUGGAAAGGCUGCAACCCCCAUUUUGGAGAAACAGCCCGAACCGAGGAUUCCCCGAGGACCACCUUCUGAAUACCGGUUGCAGGUGCGUUUAUUUGAUGGAAGGUCGGUGCGGACCAGCUUCGCACCUACGCAGAGCAUCAAAAAUGAUGUUCGGCCCUGGCUUGACCAGCAGAUGGAAGAUGACAACCGACCAUACAAUCUCAAACAUAUCUUGAACCCUCUCCCCAGUCAAACGCUAUCUGUGGCCCAAGAGUCACAGCAUCUUCGGGACCUAGGGAUUGGCUCUACAGCAAACUUGGUGAUGGUCCCUGUAUCUACAUACACAGAGGCUUAUUCCACAGCAGGCAGCCUACCUGUCCGUGGUAUCUCUGCUGUUUACAACCUUGCGUCCUCCGCCGCCUCCACUGCGACAGGUCUGGUGGGCUCAUUCCUAGGAUAUGGCUCAGCUGCGUCAGCGCCCGAAACCACUACUCCGUCUGAGACCACUAAUACCACUCAGCGUUCCAGACCCUCGGGGCCUAACAUUCGAACGCUGGGGGAUCAACAAGAUGCACGUGGAAAUAGUCAACUCUACAAUGGUAACCAGUUGAACUUUGAACCUCGGAAGAAGCAGGACAAGGAUAAAUGA
This is a messenger RNA of Penicillium salamii, 1278 nucleotides long. Lineage: Eukaryota; Fungi; Ascomycota; Eurotiomycetes; Eurotiales; Aspergillaceae. The record is from the annotation of a GenBank genome assembly.